AAGGACGAGGUAAGCUCUGAGCCCUGCAACAACGACGCACUGGCUCUCCAGCCAGAGCUCUGCACAGGAAUGAAACUAUGGCUCGUUCACAAGACAGAGUUCGAUCUCCAUGAUUUCGAGUCCACGGGUGUUGUGUUGCAAUUCUGAGCAGAGAAUGAAUCACAGUUGGAAGAAUCCGGAGUACAAAAGGAGCUCGAACGGAAGAAGAAGAAGAAGAAGAAGCUCGAAUACGAGGAGCUGCAUUUUUAGUAUCCGAAUUCCGGUUCCAGUUGCGCUUAAGCGUGGCCAGGCGUGAAUCGUGAGAGGAUGAGCUGUAGAUGAACUCAGCUGGUGUGUCCUUCUGUUUUGCGUGAGCGCAUUGCAGCGACCGAGGUCGCUCACUAGCCUGUGAAACUUGCGCUCCGACCACUGACGUAACGAAUUGCUCGUGUGCAGUGAGUGAAGGCUGCGUUCUGUUGGCCCAUGUGAAUCGUCGCAACAGUCAGGCAUGGAACUUCUGUCGCUAGAUUUGAUUCACGAACCCCGCUAACGAUGAUUCUCCCAACACAGGGAGCCGUCAUCUUACGGAAGGGGCAAUGUCAGUCCUGGCCACGAGGGGCGGGCGUGCGUGCGUGCGUGCAUGGAAGCGUCGCUCCCGGAGUCAGCCAGUGAGGAGUGUGGCUCAUGAAUGUGAAAGAUUACGAGUCGGGCUUUGUGCUUUGUCUUGAUGGGGCAAUGAAUGUGUCGUCGAGGAGAGCUAGCGGUGGAUUGGAACGAACGAAUGAAAGACUCGUGGGGUGCAUGGUGCGCUGGGCAUGUGGUGUACGAAGGUCAGAUAACGAAGCACAUUCUCUGCGCUUCUGCGAGAGAGAGAGAGAGGAGUGCAGUGGAAACUGCGGAACGAACGAUUCCCGUGGAUGCCGAGAGGGAGCACAGUACAAUGCGAGGGCCUCCUCCUGGCUUGCAGGCUUGGCAACAGGGUCGAUCAGUUCACCACGAACAUCAUUUUUUUGACUCGGUGUCCGCUGACACCGAGUCUCCAGAGGAGACGGGAUUGGGGAGGCCGAGACUGUUGAAGGCAUGGCCGGCGUGAGCCCCCAUAAAUUAAGAAAAUUCUUCCAUAAUCAAUGGGCAGAGCCGCCGAUCAUUCAAUCCCGUGAUCGACCGAUCGCUCGAAAAAACACAAUAAGAGAUUAGAGAUUUCUGAUCCGAAAAUGACCACCUCCGGAUCCCUGAUCGCCCCUUUGGUGCCUUCACCAUCAGAAUUACCAUCAGUAGGUGGACGAGGUGGAGGAGCAGGAGCAGGGGGAGGGGUUGGAGAAGUAGAACUUUUGCUGGAGCCGUCGCAGCAGCAGCAGCAGCAGCACGAGCGGAGUGAGAACACCGAGCUUUCAAGUGUAAAAAUGCAACCGUGGGGAGGAUUUCUGAACAACAUUUACAAUGGGGCAUCGAAUUUGGCGAAUCUGCUGCCCACAGGGACAUUUCUGGCGUUCACAGCCAUAGCGCCGAUCGUCACCGACAACGGAACGUGUGACAAUGCGUCCGAGCUAUGGCUGAGUGUGGCCACCACCACAUUCUUCGCCGCCUUCUGCUUCUUCUCGAGCUUCACCGACAGCUUCCAGGCGGCCGAUGGGCAAGUGUACUACGGCAUCGUCACCUUCAAGGGCUUGUGGACGCCGCAACUGCCCGUCGCCCUGCACCCCGGCGACAAGGAGCAAUACAAGCUGACCUUCAUCGAUCUCAUCCACGCGCUGCUCUCGCUCGCUGUGUUCGCCGCCUGCGCCAUGAUGACUCCCAACAUCCGCUCCUGCCUCUCCCCCAAGCUGAGCGACGAUGCCGUCAAGACCAUUCCCGCCCUCGUCUCCUUCAUCGCCAGCUACGUGUUCACGGCCUUCCCCUCCACCAGACAUGGCGUCGGAUUCCCGGUCUCGCCCGCCAGCGCCAGCGCCAGCCUGCAGACCACCUCCUCCAAGAUGGAGUAGAUUCGUCUCUCGAUCGAAUUCGCUCUGCUUCUCCAGACAUGCCGUCAGCCCGCAGAUGCUUAUAACCUUCUGCGUCAUCGAGCACGUGCAUCCACUUCAAUGCUCUCUUUAGAGCGAGUCUCGAGCUGUGGAGAAUAUGUAGGAGAGAGAGAGAGAACAUUGUACAUCUCCUUUGUGACAUUAGUCUGUACGGAUUGUAGCAUGGUAGUCAGCAGGAUGUAUAUUCGGUCAUUCCCCCAGAGUCCCCUCCCCACCUCAAUCAAUCAAUCCGGAUGCUUUGUACAGCUUCUCGGCUAUCUGGGAUUUAGAGGUGCUCAGUCCCCAAGCACGGUCAGCUCUUAUGUCAAAUAAGUUUAGUCAGCUAUGGAACCUGUCCCUCUCUCGAUAGAGGUCGGUAAGAUAUAUCGUAGCAGCAGUAGAUGGUCCUGUGUUUCCAGGCAAAAAAAUUAUAGAUACCCGAAAGAGCAGCAGCAGCAGCAGCUCACAUGGAGCAC
Messenger RNA from Marchantia polymorpha subsp. ruderalis, 2455 nucleotides. Lineage: Eukaryota; Viridiplantae; Streptophyta; Marchantiopsida; Marchantiales; Marchantiaceae. The record is from the annotation of a GenBank genome assembly.